Molecule: messenger RNA, 1177 nt
Organism: Toxotes jaculatrix (banded archerfish)
Lineage: Eukaryota; Metazoa; Chordata; Actinopteri; Toxotidae
Product: carbonyl reductase [NADPH] 1-like
Exons: 7
Coding region: 116-943 (275 amino acids)
Molecular function (GO): carbonyl reductase (NADPH) activity
Source: RefSeq, a predicted model, not a curated record
UUCCGGGUAUGCGCAAACCUGCAAACCUCUGUCCAGAUUUUCUCCCUUAAGUCCCAUUUCCUUGUGCAGCGGUUCAUUCCUCUGCGGCUUCGGCUUCAUCCACACAGCUCUCGACAUGUCCACCAGGGUUGCCAUAGUAACAGGCAGUAACAAGGGGAUCGGUCUGGCCAUCGUCCGAGCGCUCUGCAAGCAGUUCCAAGGAGAUGUUUACAUCACCGCCAGAGACGUCGGCCGUGGUCAGGAAGCAGUGAAGUCUCUGGCCUCAGAGGGACUGAAGGCCAUGUUUCACCAGCUGGACAUCAACGACCUGAACAGCAUCACCACCGCUGCUGCUUACUUCAAAGAGAAGUAUGGAGGAGUGGACAUCCUCGUUAAUAAUGCUGGGAUAGCAUUCAAAGUGGCAGAUGAAACUCCUUUCGCAGUCCAGGCAGAGGUGACCCUCAAGACAAACUUCUUCGCCACCAGAGACAUGUUGACUCACUUCCUGCCGAUCAUCAAAGUGGGAGGUCGUGUGGUGAACGUGUCCAGCUUGGCCAGCCCCCGUACUUUAAACCAGUGCAGCCCGGCUCUCCAGCAGCGUUUCCGCAGCGAGGACAUCACAGAGGACGAGCUGGUGGGACUGAUGCAGCAAUUCGUCGACCAGACCAAGACGGGCGAGUACAAGCAGAGUGGUUGGCCUGAAGCAGCGUAUGGAGUGUCCAAGACUGGACUGACGACCCUGUCCAUGAUCCUGGCUCGACGUCUGUCCAAGGAGAGACCGAAUGACGGGAUCUUGCUGAACGCCUGCUGUCCAGGAUGGGUGCGCACAGACAUGGCUGGUCCAAAAGCCCCCAAGUCACCAGACGAGGGCGCUGUCACUCCAGUCUACCUGGCCCUGCUGCCGCCUGGAGCCACAGAGCCUCAUGGGAAGUUUGUCUCUGACAAACAAGUUCAGCCGUGGUGAAAGGGUUAAAGGUGUGUGCGUGUGCGUGUCUGUUGGUUUACACGCAACGAUAAUCAUUCAUUACUCUUUGUAAAUUCUGACCUAAUCGCUGGUGUUUUUGAUAUAACUCAAUUUUUGCUUUGUUUCACUUCACUUUCAGCGGUAUGAACACUUUUAUCAUUUUUACAUGGAAGAAAUUUUGUCUUGAAUGAAACUUAAAUGUUUUUAAAUAAAGGAAAAUAAAAUGCUUUUUCA